Messenger RNA from Musa acuminata AAA Group (dessert banana), 2667 nucleotides. Its product is annotated as transcription factor MYB59-like. Gene Ontology annotation, biological process: regulation of DNA-templated transcription. Gene Ontology annotation, molecular function: DNA-binding transcription factor activity; sequence-specific DNA binding. Bases 1777 to 2457 code for a protein of 226 amino acids. The record is from RefSeq and is a predicted model, not a curated record. The transcript has 3 exons. NCBI's taxonomy places the organism in Eukaryota, Viridiplantae, Streptophyta, Magnoliopsida, Zingiberales, Musaceae. Gene Ontology annotation, cellular component: nucleus.
AGGAAUGACAUCAUGUAAUUUAGUUGGCUUGGAAGGUUUACGCACCAAACCCCAAAUCAUCAUUGCUCGCCUCAGCAUCAACCGUAAAGCCCCAAUCGGAAAAGCAGGCCUGGCGCUGAUGAUUAGGCGAAUCAUCUUGGCAUUCACGUGCUGCCACCACACGGGAAGAAGGUAUGAUGGAUGGAUGGAUGGAUGGAAGGAGUUGUGAAGCGACCACAUUAUCGACGAAGGAACUGAUUCCGCUCAUGCGACAGCCGACGACAUCGGUUGCCGCUUCGCCUCCGUCGACACAGCGAGUGUAGCUCGUGACACACCAAACCAUGGCCGAUGUUAGAACUGUCGCAGGUCAUUCCUGCCGUUGGCUCAAAGUUGCAGGACACAUCGGUCACGCUUACUAGCAUGACCUCACCAGAAAGUGCUACCAUCACAUGGGCGUAAGCCAGAUUGCAUCGCUCCAGCAAAGCGAACGGUGGCCCACUUUUGUUGUCUCUGCCGCGAUAGGGUUCGAGUCUCGAACCAAUUCAAUCGACUGUCCGCCUCGCCGGUCCCAUUGCUCGGUCGUCGAUCCCUCCUCACGCCUCAGACUGCGAGACCACGGAGGUUCUCUCCUCCUGAUGGAGACAGGUGAGCCACGCCCUCGAGUACUUGCACAUGCGCCGAUGCGCGACGGUAACCGAGAUGGCAAUCGCUGGGCUAAUUCGGCAUCGCUGCUGCGGAUGGGUUGCCGUGGCCAUGAUGGAGGAGCUUCGAUGCAGGGAAAGCCUCUGUACUGAGCUUAGACAUCAGGUAGUGCGGCCUGCCACAGCAGCACCAAAGCUGCAACCCCCUCUCCCUUUCGGCUCAUGUGUUUUUCCUCCUCCCCAUCGAUGACUCGGACAACUACAGGGAUCAGACAUUAGCAUGCCACCAAACCCGCAAGUAGCGGGUCAAUGGCGUGGAGCACCACCAGGGGAUCUCGACCACGCCCUUCCGUCCAUCAUGUCGCCUUCUGACCCAGUCAAAUCUACCAAAGGAUGAGUAUUUUCCUUCUUUCCAAAUACGAUUCAACCGCCGCUGCACCUAUUUGGAGGGAGGAAGGACAAGUGGGCUGCCCAUCCACCGCUCGAGCUUCCGUGGAGCUGCUUCCUCUAAAACCUCAGUCAGGACCAGCGUCUUCGCCUUCCAACGACAUGCCGGCUUGUACGCCCGCUGCUGCGUUGGUGCGCGUCCGUCACACCACCCCCACCCCAUCUUUGCAUCAAAUAAAGAAGAAGACAAGUGGCAGAUACUUGCUGGCUCCACGCGCCCCGCAAACACUCGUCUUCUACCUCAGCUUUUCGGCACGGAAUCGACCCCCCCAAAGGGAGAGGUGAUUUCUUAUCGAGAACGCAUUGGAGCCCAAAUUUAUGAUAUCUGCCCCCAUGUGACUGUUUGCUUGGGAUAUGCUGUUGCCUCGGAUACCGUGGCACACGAAAGAUGAGAUCUUCGUAAAGGACGGCAGUGUUUGCCAUCUGAGGUGGAGCGGGCGACGCAUUAAGAAAAAGAGUCGAGAUGAGCAGGUCGUCCUGCACAGAGUUAAUGCCAUCCCGGGAGCAUGGCUAUUAAACUAUGAAGCAGCCCGACGCAGCCUCCAUUAUGCUCUGAUAUCGCCUUCUCACGCGCAGUGCUCGUGGGCAGUCCGGCUCGAUCGCUAUAGCAUCUGACAUCACUCGACCACGGAGAGCAGGGCACGGCCUAUAUAUGCCACCGCAGUAGUUGCCGCAGUCCACCAGGACGAGGAGGAGGAGGAGGGAUACGAUGAACAAGAUGGCGAUGCGAAAGGGACCGUGGACGGAGCAGGAGGACCUGCAACUGGUAUGCUUUGUGGGGUUAUUCGGUGACCGUCGUUGGGAUUCCAUAGCCAAAGUCUCAGGUCUCAACAGAACCGGGAAGAGCUGCAGGCUGCGCUGGGUCAACUACCUCCACCCCGGCCUCAAACGCGGCCGCAUGACCCCCCAGGAAGAGCGCCUCAUCCUCGAGCUCCACGCUCACUGGGGCAACAGGUGGUCUCGCAUCGCCCGUAAGCUCCCGGGCCGCACCGACAACGAGAUCAAGAACUACUGGAGAACCCACAUGAGAAAGAAUGCUCAGGAACGAAAGAGGAAGGCGUCUCCGUCGUCGUCUUCGUCUUCCUCCUGGUCGCUCACCGAUAACUCCGCCGCCCCGGGUAAACCGCCGUCGGAAGACGCGCCGGGGGGCGGUCAAGAGCUUAACUGCAGCGGCACGACGACGGCGCUCGGAGGGAUUGGAGACGACGACGAUGCUCUCAAUGGCUGCUACUCCAUGGACGAGAUCUGGGAUGAGAUCAGCGAGCUGAGCUUUCAGGAACGCGAGAACGAACGCGUCUCGUGCCCCCCGAUGCCUUCUCCCGUCUGGGAACACUUCUCCUACUCCCUGUGGAAGAUGGACGACGAGGACUUGGGCUUCCAAGCUCCCUGAUCGAAUCCGCCGGGCCGAGUUCUCCUCGCAUCCAUGUCCAUGGACGCGAAGUGCUUCUGAAGGCAACCUCUGUCAGCAUGCAGCAUUUCUCUUCUAUGUUGGGCUGUGAUACAAAAGUUGAUGUUGUUGUGAGGCUCACUGUAAAAAUUCCUACUUGUUUGUCUCUAGAGAUCUGUAAACAGAGUUCUAAUCGGUUUGACUUCUUCUUCC